AUGGUUGCUAACAAAAGCAGACGCAAAGAGCUGUCUGUGCCUGACUACGUACGCAAAGAGUGGGAAGAGGGGAGCAAAAACAACAUGGCAGACUUGUUACUCAGAGUGAACUUCGAUAAGGAAGCAUUUUGCAAUGAAAUCCUCAUCAUUGUCAAGCGCAAGAAGACUUACCAAAUGGUUGUGGACGAGGGAUGGCAUUCGGAGUCGGACAUGAAAGAACUUGGUUGGAACACGCAGAAGAUCAAUGGUGCAAAAGCCCAUUGCCUGGCCUUGGGUGAGAGCCAUACCAGGAGAAACUCCUACGAUGGUGAGAUGGAGUACUUCAUCGUCGUGAAGGAAACUGCCCGUUCUACAGAAGAGAGCUCAUACGAGCAUCAGCAGUCGAAGCGCAUGAAGGCUGACACCGAACCGACCUCAGACCUUGGGACGAAUUUUGAUGGACUUGAUGCUCGGGAGAAGAGGGAUGCGGCUGUCAAAGAAAAACAACUUGACAAGCCCAGCAUGAACAAGUUCGUUCAGACCAAAGCAACGUUGAGAACUUUCCUCACUAGCAUGAUGAGCAAGUCUGGAAAGCUUCGGUCUUUAGUGCGUGAUCUGAAGAAGACCUACUCUGAUUCGGCUACGUCUGCGUGCAUCAAGACCUUGCAAGACCACAUUUCGGAGGUUGACAAGCAUUAUGAUGCUUGCAACGAGUCGUGGGCAAAGGGUGAGGUAGAAGAUUUCAGCACAGAGAAGUGGUACACGGACGCCGAAGCAAAGAUGAAACAAGCAACUUUUGCGUGCACAAAGGCCACGGCUGCAGAAAACAAAAUCAGGAAUGCCAAGAAGUACUAUGACAAGAAGACCCCUGAUGAUGCUGAGCCCCCUAACCGUCCAAAGAAAGACAAAGGGGAGCAUGAGAAGCCUUCUAAAAAGGACAAAAAGUCCAAAAAGGAUAAGGGUAAGCACCCCAAGAAGGCGGGGAAGGUCCUGCGCGGCAUGAGCGCAGCAAUUGGCGAAGAACCUCUUAUUUUUAAGUUUGGAUUUUCUCACAAUCCAGUCUGGAGAUGGACCAAUAGCAUAUACGGCUACUGCCACUCAAGAGAGAAGUGGACCCACAUGAUCAUCUUGCACUACUCACAAGAACCAUUCACCACAGCUAUGCUCGCCUCUUGCCGCUCAGCGAUACGGACUGCCAAGGACAUAGUGGCUGAUUUCGGUGAGGCCGCUGCUUCAAAAUCAGUUGGGGUUGUGGAGCUAGCAAAAAGGAAACUCGAAAAUUCUGAAAUGGAUUGCCACCGCUUGAUGGCCAAAAAGCACCGUUUAUCGCUGCCAGUUGACAAAGACUAUUUGGAUACCAAAGCCAAGAACAAGUCCCUGAGGAUCCCAUUCCUGCGCUUUCGAAAUUGGAUGAAGUUUCUGCUAGAAAACAAUUGCAUGCACAUCUUCAGCGGUUUGGUGAAACCAGACCGCAAGAGAGAAGGUGACAUCUGGGAAGCUUUUUGGCAGAGAUACGAGAAACAGCAUCCUUCUCACCCAAUUUAUCAAUUGGCACGUGAUGGGAAGGUCAAACUGCGAAAUUGUGUUGGAGUUCUUCUGCACGGAGACGAAGGGAGGUCACGAAAGCGACAAGCCUUCCUACUCCUCAACCUACAUAGUCCCCUCGGAAGAGGCGUGGAAGUUGGUCUGCAGAGAGCAACAAAACGGGAAUAUUUGAAGAUGCUGCCCAAUUUUGUUGGCCAUUCUUACACCAACCGUUUCUUGGUGAGUGCAAUUCCGAAAGCUCAGUACACAGGUGAAAACAGUUUUGUUUUCGACCUUCUUCUGGACAAGGUGGCAGAAGAGUUGUGCCACAUGUCCAGUGUUGGUGUGCAGCAAGAUGGUGAGACCUACCAUGCAUUUUGCCUGGGAGUGGUCGGUGAUUGGCCGUGGCUAGUGAAAUCAGGAAACUUGCAGAGGUCUUUCAUGAACGUGGAGAAGCACAAAGAGGAACACGGCGCGGGACAGCGACAGCGGCAGGACUGCCGUGGCAUUUGCCACUUGUGCCAGGCAGGGCAACCAGGUUGGCCCUAUGAGCAAAUUGGGUCUAGGCAUCCAACUUGGGAAGCUUCAAUUUGCGCUGAAUCCCCAUUUGAUGGGCAAAAUCCCUUGGAAGCCAUCCCACAUCCUGUGGAUGAGUUUCCAUUCUUCUACCACUUUGACCUCUUCCAUUGUUGGCACCUUGGCAUGGCAAAGCACUACUUGGGCUCCAUGCUAGCUUUAUUGUCUGGCCUGGAAGAUGGUGGCAACAUUGACUUAAGAUUCAAUCAGCUCACGGACAAGUAUUUGAGAUGGUGUUCUGAAAACGGAAGGACUGCUCACUGCCUUCGCAUCAUGAAAGAGCAUAUCCAGUGGAUCAGCACUUCACACUACCCUCAAGGCACAUGGCAUAAGGGAGAUUUGUCUACCUCCCUUAUGCUUUGGGUGGAAGCUAGGUACUUGUCUGAGAAUUGGCAAGAUGAAACUCUUGCACUGGCCGGCCAAGCUGCAGUUGCAAUCAAUGGGUGCAUUCGCUUGCUCUACAGUGGCGGGGCAUGGCUGUCACCAAAUGAAGCUAGAGAAUGUGGAGACCUUGGCCUCAGGUUUCUGAGGCGAUACAACCGCCUUGCUUGCAUGGCGUUCCAGGAGCAGAAACGAUUUUGGCUGGUGAUGCCGAAGGCACACGCCCUUCACCAUAUUUUUUUGGGGCUUGUGAAAGGAUCCGAAUUGGGUCCCACACUGUCACCUAUAGUGACAAGCGUUCAGCAAGAUGAAGAUUUUAUCGGCCGGGGUAGCCGAUUAAGCAGACAUGUAAGCCAAGCUCAAUGCUCAGAGAGGGUGGUCGAUAGGUACUUGCAGGCCACUUUUUCCCAAUAUAUGCAAUGUGGGCUCUUGGUUUCCAUUAGAGAGGAUUGA
Cladocopium goreaui is the source of this 2913-nucleotide messenger RNA. The record is from the annotation of a GenBank genome assembly. Lineage: Eukaryota; Dinophyceae; Suessiales; Symbiodiniaceae.